Molecule: messenger RNA, 4244 nt
Organism: Amphibalanus amphitrite
Lineage: Eukaryota; Metazoa; Arthropoda; Thecostraca; Balanomorpha; Balanidae
Product: bifunctional 3'-phosphoadenosine 5'-phosphosulfate synthase-like
Exons: 16
Coding region: 342-2234 (630 amino acids)
Biological process (GO): sulfate assimilation; 3'-phosphoadenosine 5'-phosphosulfate biosynthetic process
Molecular function (GO): adenylylsulfate kinase activity; sulfate adenylyltransferase (ATP) activity; ATP binding
Source: RefSeq, a predicted model, not a curated record
AAAGUUAUUUUUUAAUUUGGAAGAUAAUACGUUGGUGCUAUUCUGGCGCGGCUGCUACAAAAUCCAACGGGGCAAAAUACGUGUGUUGAAUGUGUUUGGCGUUGGAUUGGCGCCUCUAGUUAGGGUUGGACGCAAGAGCCAAGUUGCUACGCGCCCUAACCCACAACAACACAACAACAACAACAGCCUCUAGUUAGGAUCCGAAGUUAUUGCUAGGACAUCUGUCUUGUUGCAAGAUAAGGAGACUCUCAAGCUAGUCACACUUUGGUGGCACUCACUAAACAAGUGCAUCUUAAUCACUUCUAAUACUCAUUCAUCUAGUCACAACCAGCUGGCAAGCCAUGCCGCAACAGCCUAUCCAGGGGCAAUCGGAGCAUCCUGUGGAGGAUGGCACAGAACCGAGGAACAAGAAGGCAAAACUGGCUCAGAAGGCGACCAAUGUCACAUUCCAGUCUGGCCAUGUAUCGCGCAACAAGCGUGGUCAGAUCAUGGGCGAGAGGGGCGAGUUCCGAGGGUGUACCAUCUGGCUCACAGGUCUGUCUGGUGCCGGCAAGACGACCAUCUCGUUCGCUCUGGAGGAGUUCCUGGUCUCCAACGGUAUACCGGCGUACGGUCUGGACGGCGACAACAUCCGACACGGACUGAAUAAGAACCUGGGCUUCUCCGCCGAGGACAGGGAGGAGAAUAUCCGCCGUGUCGCUGAGGUGGCCAAGCUGUUUGCCGACAGCGGAGUGGUCGCACUGUGCAGUUUCGUUUCGCCCUAUGCCAAGGACCGCGAUGUGGCGCGGAAGCUGCACGGCGACUCGAACCUGCCCUUCUACGAGUGUUUCGUCGACACACCGCUGGAUGUCUGCGAGUCGCGUGACGUCAAGGGCCUCUACAACAAGGCGCGCCAGGGUCUCAUCAAGGGUUUCACGGGAAUUGACGCGCCGUAUGAACGCCCCGCCAACCCGGACAUCACCCUGUACACUGCCAACCGGAGCGUGCAGGACUGCGUCGAUCAGGUGGUGGAUCUGCUCACCGCUCACGGUAUCGUGCCCCGCUCGGCUAGUCAGACGGUGGGCGAGCUGUUCGUCCCGGCUGACCAGCUGAGUGUGGCCACGGAGGAGGCUGGACGGCUGCCGGCGGUCGACAUCAACACACUCGACCUGCAGUGGGUGCAGGUGCUCUCUGAAGGCUGGGCCACCCCGCUCACCGGCUUCAUGCGCGAGAGGGAGUACCUUCAGAGUCAGCACUUUAACUGCCUGCUGGAUGACGGCGUCACCAACCAGUCGGUGCCGAUCGUGUUGGCCGUGCAGACGGCGGACAAGGAGCGGCUCGCUGGACAGCCGGCCAUAACACUGAGGUACAACGGGAGACCGGUGGCCAUCCUGCGCAAACCCGAGUUCUUCGAGCACCGCAAGGAGGAGCGGUGCGCCCGACAGUGGGGCACCACCAACCCCGGACACCCCUACGUCAAGAUGGUGCUGGACUCUGGCGACUGGCUGGUCGGCGGCGACCUGGACGUGUUGGGCCGUAUCAAGUGGGAGGACGGCCUGGACCAGUACAGACUGACGCCCACUGAACUGCGCCAGAGGUUCCGUGAGCUGGAGGCGGACGCAGUAUUCGCGUUCCAGCUGAGGAACCCCAUCCACAACGGGCACGCGCUGCUCAUGCAGGACACCCGUCGUCGUCUGCUCGAGCGCGGCUACAAGAAGCCAGUGCUCCUUCUCCACCCUCUGGGCGGCUGGACCAAAGACGACGACGUCCCGCUCGCCACACGCAUGCAGCAACACCAGGCGAUCCUCGAAGACGGCGUAUUGGACCCUGAGGCCACCGUCCUAGCCAUAUUUCCGUCGCCGAUGAUGUAUGCCGGUCCGACGGAGGUCCAAUGGCACGCGAAGGCCCGCAUGUGUACAGGAGCGACCUUCUAUAUCGUCGGGAGGGAUCCGGCCGGCAUGGGACACCCCGACGGAAGUGGGGAUCUGUAUGAGCCGACUCACGGCAGCAAGGUCCUGACGAUGGCUCCAGGCCUCAAACAGCUAGAGAUCAUCCCUUUCCGCGUGGCCGCCUACAACAAGCAGCUGGGAAAGAUGGACUUUUUCGACCCAGCGCAGAGGGAGAACUUUGAGUUCAUCUCGGGCACAAAGAUGAGAGGUCUGGCCCGUUCCGGGCAACAGCCCCCUGACGGCUUUAUGGCUCCUCGCGCCUGGAAAAUCAUCGCCGAGUUCUACCAGUCUCAGAACAAGCAGUAGCACCUCCACCGGUCCCGGUAGAGGUGGACUGAGGACGCCCAACACACGCGCCGGCCAGUGCCCUGUGCUGCCAAAUGUCAAUCACGGCUAUAUUGCUGUUCUGUGGUCGGUCAGCGGUGGGGAGGGUAGGUUCAGGAUCAACUAUGGGCUACGGUAGCGCCAGUUUACAGAGGCUUGUACAGAGGAGGAGAAGAGGAGGUGUUCAGAGGUAAACAGAGGAGCUGGUAGGUUAGAUUUGUUAUCCUCGGUAUAGGUGUAAAAUGACGCCCAUUUUUGGUGUUGUAUUUUAUCGCGCUACGAGCGUGUCGUUAUUUUUACAGCAGGUGAUUCAUUGAAGGUGUGUUUUCAGUAUGCAGAUGCGCUAUGCUGCUCUCUGUAUGAUUUUAUGACGUGACACUGAAGAUAGGAGUUUGUUGUUUCAGACAUCCACUGUGCGCUACUUAAACUGUCAGUUAGAGACACUACUGGCCACUGUGGCACUGUCAUGACUGCUGUCAGAUCACAUCGCGUUCCGCUGGUGAUUUUCCUGUGCCACUUGGCAAACAUUCCUUUAUCCUGGGACCCUGAACGUGACGUUAUCCCGGUAGGGUUAGAACAAAUUUCACCAUUUCAGUGGAUUCCCAAACCCCAAGGCUGUAUGUAGUUACCCCUUUCUCCCUCUUCAGUUUACCCCUUUUCCCUCUUGAUAGUAUCCAACUCCCCGCGGGACCAAUCGAUGUCUAGAUAGGAUGGUUGUUGUUAUCCAUAACUUUUCUCACGCUCAAAAUUAGCUCAGACCGGCUGCACAUCCAGGCACGCGAUACGCUACUCUUCUGCAAUUACUCUGUCGUCAAAACAUUGAAACUGACAAACUUUCUUCAAAAAUCGAUCGACAUGGCUUAAGUGGCUAAUUACAGACUGCUUUGCUGUCCAGAGGUCUAUCAGCUGAUGUCCUGUAGAUGUCGAAUCUACAGGCACCUACACUUGACGUUACCUCUUUGGCUGCAGACGUCACCUAAUGCUACUCUUAAUGUACCCUGACACGUAACUGGUGUGUCGGUGUCGUAUAUAGGUGUCAUUGGUGUCGUCUUGGUGUCACCGCGGCCGUGUCAUCGUGACUUUUCGAGAAGAGCCCCCUGACGCAAGAAUAUUCGCUCUUGACAAAAUAAGACUCUUGACGGGUUCGAUUCCCACAGUCUCGACAAAAUUUUAGUGUUGACUCGAAGACUCAAUUAAAGUCUCAGUUUGACAGACGAGCUCUUUUGGGUCGCGCAGCCUUACAAAAGGGACCAGCCAACGUGCCGUUAAUCAGAGGAAGGGGGGUGUUCUGCUAGUUGAAAGUAAUUUAAAGGAGAAGAGAACGCACCCUCUUCCCACUGAUCGAAGCUGGCAGUGUCCUGUCUCAGAUGUAUCGAUGUGUGGAAACGGUUGACGCGUGUGUGGAUGGAUGUGGAUGUGGACAGAUUGUGGAAGUGACGUGACGUUGUGACUGGAUGUGUGUGUGUGGCGUGUGACGCGUCACAGCGUAGGUAACAAGCUGGCUUUACAUCUGUGACGGUCUAUUCUAAUGAAGGAGACAGGUUUUAACUCAUGACCGAAAAUAUUUUCAGGUAAUCUGUUGUAAAUCCUGAACGUGUUCGACUUGAAAUCAGCACACUUUUAAUCAUCUGCCACACCUUAUUUUUAUCACACAUGGGGACAAUCUAUGCAUGUGUUCAAUCACUUGAUGUGUUCAAUCUCCUUUUCUACAGUCACUUUGUCCUAAUUCGCGCACUUGUUAGCUAAUUCACCAAAUGAUUAUCGAUGCGAAUAGACUGCAGUUUUAUCAGAGGACCUCGGGUCACAAACUAUGCGGGUGUCGCACCGUUUAACAAACACACUGGUGUGCGCUGUUUGUCAAUGUUUGUGACGUCGUGUUUGUCCGGCGGUGUGUGGCGAAGCCUCGUGUUUGUUUGUUUGUUUGUGAUGCAGUGUUUGGCCGGGCUAUGGAGAGGGUUUGCGAGAGAACAAUAUAUUCACUUAUCGAGACAA